Messenger RNA from Aspergillus terreus NIH2624, 2178 nucleotides. RefSeq lists its product as uncharacterized. The record is from RefSeq and is a predicted model, not a curated record. Bases 1 to 2178 code for a protein of 725 amino acids. The transcript has 3 exons. NCBI's taxonomy places the organism in Eukaryota, Fungi, Ascomycota, Eurotiomycetes, Eurotiales, Aspergillaceae.
AUGGGAGGCAUCGGCAUCUGGUGCAUGCAUUUUAUUGGAAACCGAGCCAUUGUACUGGAGGAUGGAGCCUCAGACAUCCAGAUCGUGUACAGCAUGACCUUCACUGGGGUCUCGUUCGUAUUACCCGUGAUUGUCCUUCUCGUCGCCUUUUACGCCAUCGGUGCCAGCGAAAAAGCAGGAUACCUUCGCAUCGUGAGCGGCGGCUUGCUGGCUGGCUCCUCAGUUUGCGGGAUGCAUUACAUUGGCCAACUGGGCAUCGCCAACUACAAGUGCUCCUACAAAGUUGCCAACGUCGUCGGGUCGGCCAUCAUCGCCGUUUUUGCGAGUACCACCGCCCUGGGAAUCUUCUUCCGAUGGCGAGCUACCUGGACAGAUAGUUGGUGGAGACGCGGCGUUUGUGGAUGCUUGCUUGCGUGUGCAGUUUCUGGCAUGCAUUGGACGGCGGCCGUUGGUACCACAUAUCGAGAGCACGACCGGUCGGUGCAGCAUGGCGGACAGUUGUCCCGCAGCCAGGUCGUAAUUAUCUGCGCCGUCUUGGCAUGCACGGCCUGCGGGAUUUUAUCAGCAUGCGCUAUUGCUGCUGGCGGCCAUCGCAGGAGACUGAGAACCCAAGCCCAACAGCUGGUCCUGACCUGUGCCUUCUUUGACCCGGAGGGUCGGAUCAUGGUCACACCUCAUGCACUCCUUCCCAGCAGGAAAAUCGUGGAUCGAUAUAUCGGCAGGACUUUCAACGACGACGACCUCACCCGAACCCACCCGGCUUUUCUUUGGGCCUUCCGCGCGAGUCGAAACUGGAAGCUCAUUCGGGACGUUGUGCCUUUUAUGCGAAGCCGAAUUGAAUCCGACGAGGCUGCGAUGGAGCAAUACAUAUCCAAGGGUGUAGUGUCCGACCAGGAGGCUGAAUUGCAGACCGACUUUGACGACCUCUUCAAACGGCACUUCUGCGUGGCUGCACAAGACCUUGCGGAUGAGGUCCGACAGCCCCUACAUGAGCUUGGUAUGUUGUAUGACGACGUCUUGGCCACCACCGCUCCGUCUUCCCGCUUCUCGCGUGCCAUGGGAUAUUCCAGGAUUCGCGGGGGUAAGGGACAGUUGAUGUUCACCGUGCGUCAACUGCGCAAGCAGGACGCAAACCGUCUUGCAUCGGCUGGCUUCCGCUUCACGACGAUUGAAAAUGUCACCACCAUCUUGUCUCGCCGUAUCCACGUUCCGACGUCGAUGCUGGGCACUCACCUCCGAGACAUGCGCGACUUUGCCGUGUCUAGCCGGAACUUUGAGCCAGGCGUCCACCUUAUCUCCUUUAUUAUGCGCCCUACCAUCCAUGACCACUUCGAGGUCCUAACCGCCAAGGGUGUCACCAACCCUCUCCCAUCCUCCAGCCUCCCAAUCAAACGCCUCCAGUAUCAACACCUCGAACUGAUUUCCCACAUGGAAGGCUGGGCCAUAUCUACCUGCCUCGAAUGGCUGAAGUCCGACACCGCACGCGCCUACCGCGGCGUGGACGAGUUCCGCGAACAACUCAUCCACGCCAUGUCCGACCUCGCCAGAACUCUCCCGCCCGACAUCAACACCGUGUCCAAGUUCUCCGCGCGCCCUCUCAUCGCCCCUUGCCGCCCAACGCGGCUCUCCGACGGUGCUAACUGCAUCCUCCUCUCCUUCUGCGCCGUUACCUCCCUCGACACCCAAGUCUCCAACCCGGACUACUCAUUCACUCCGCUCCGACUCUUCCGCGUCCAGCAACAGGUCAAUGACGGCGUCGCCGAUACCGACGGCUUCGCCAAAGAGCUCGGCCAGGAGCUAUUCUACUACAAUGCACGGUCCAGCUCCGCCACCGAGUCCGACAUCGCCCCGUCCCUACGCUCCGUGCUCCGCUUCCUGCAAGCCCGCAAGUUGUCGCCGGACGGCGCAGCAGCCGCGGGUAAAACAAUCUCGCAGGAGACGCUGGCGGAUACGCCGAUUCCAGAGAUCAUGGUCCGCAGAGAGGUCAAGGUCGACGUGGCGAAGCUGGAGCAGCCCGUCUUAGAGUCCUCACUGGGGCGGCAUGCGUCGCAUACUACCAUCGUGGCCGGUGAGAUGGCGGCGAGCACAUAUGUCGACGAGCUGUACAAUCUCUGCUAUUCGCCAGGGGUGCGCCUGCGCCCUGACCAGAACUUCUCACGGGCGUCAACGCUUGCCUGA